UAUUCUUAAUUUAAACACCUAUAAAUUAAGAAAGUUCCAUUUAGACCGCCUUUGAAUUUUUUACCGAUAUAAACAUACAUUUUAAUACCUAUAGGUAAUUAAAGUGAAAGUCAACAUUGUUUCGAUUACUCAUUUACCUAAUAAUUGUGCGCAUAAUAAACAAUAGAAUGCAGGGCAGGGGAUAAUUAUAUUCAUAUUCACAACUCAGGCUAAAUUCAACACUUUUUUUUUGCACUCGCGAUAAGUUUGUGUAUAAUUCUGGUGAGUAGAUACAAAGAAGUUAAUUAUCGCGUCAUUCUUAUAUCUCAGUAACUCUGGAGUGCACGCGUUUGGAUUUUACAUUAACCGGCAAAUAAAAUUUAGAUAAAGAUGGCACAUUCGAGUCCUACGCUUACAACAGUGGAUAAAGCAGACAUUGAGAGGCACAGCAAAGUGAGUGACUGGUGGAACAAGAAGGGCUCUUUACGAGGUCUACAUACCUUUAACAAGUUAAGGAUUCCCUAUAUAGUAAACAACCUUAUACUAACAGACGAAAAAAGAAACUCUUCAAAACCAUUGAAAAACAAGAAAAUUUUGGAUGUUGGCUGCGGAGGUGGUAUCGUUUCGGAGGCUUUAGCAAAAUUGGGAGCAGAAGUAACUGCAGUGGACGCAAGCAGUGUACUUAUAGAGAUGGCCAAAAAACACACCGCCUCUAAUUCGGAACUUGAUGAUAAUAAACCAACAUAUCUUUGCACAAGUAUCGAGGAGCAUGCACAAACAUUCGUCAACUAUUACGAUGCAGUCAUUGCUUCUGAAAUUGUAGACCACGUGGCCAAUGUGGAGCUAUUCCUAGACUCAUGUGUACAAACCCUUAAACCAGGCGGAAAAAUAUUCAUAACCACGCCGAACAGAACACGCAUAUCACAAUUUUGUGUUAUAUUUAUGGCGGAAAACGUUUUGAACUUGGUACCCAAAGGACUCCAUCAAUAUUACAAAUUCAGAACCCCUGACGAAGUUGGUGCUAUACUGCAGAAGUAUAACUGUCAAGUAAAUGAAGUGUAUGGACUAUUCUUCAACCCGCUAACUGGAAAUUGGCUAUGGUCAUAUUUUCAACAUAUGUGGUAUGCUCUUGUAGCAACUAAGUUGAGUAUAUAAGAUUGUUUUAAAUGAGAACGUUUUAAUGUAAAUACCUUUUAUCUAAAGAGAAAAAUCAUAAUGUAACGUUUGGUAUAAUACUAUAAGAAUAGGAGUUACCUACGUUAUUAUUGCUAUUUAUCUUUACGUGUUAAAAAUGAACAUUUUAAAUCGUUGCCAUUGUUCUCGUUUUUGUCGUAAAUUAGCGACUUUUUAUUUUUUUAAGCAUAGAUUUAUAGAUACCUAUCUACUGACCGUUGUAUAUUUUAUUAUUAAUGGGUAGUUAUGGUGAAAUUUGUAAAAUAUAUUAUUUACCCAAUUGUGUGUGUAAAAAUACAUUGUUAUGGACCGAUA
Molecule: messenger RNA, 1467 nt
Organism: Colias croceus (clouded yellow)
Lineage: Eukaryota; Metazoa; Arthropoda; Insecta; Lepidoptera; Pieridae
Product: ubiquinone biosynthesis O-methyltransferase, mitochondrial-like
Exons: 6
Coding region: 370-1134 (254 amino acids)
Biological process (GO): ubiquinone biosynthetic process
Molecular function (GO): 2-methoxy-6-polyprenyl-1,4-benzoquinol methyltransferase activity
Source: RefSeq, a predicted model, not a curated record